Molecule: messenger RNA, 2568 nt
Organism: Lodderomyces pseudojiufengensis
Lineage: Eukaryota; Fungi; Ascomycota; Pichiomycetes; Serinales; Debaryomycetaceae
Exons: 1
Coding region: 1-2568 (855 amino acids)
Source: RefSeq, a predicted model, not a curated record
AUGGUAGUCUUGAGAGGUUUGGGUGAAUCACACUCAUCCAAUUACCAAAUUCUAACCAGAAAUAUAGAAAGAUGCAUCAAUUCAUCAGUCUUAUUUGAAAUUGUAAAGGCUGACAUCUGUGGUUUAACUGAAUUAGGAUACAAAGCAAAAGAUAAUACAAAUCCAUCCAUCAAAAUAUUAAAAGCUAUACCUAGUUUGAGAGUGCUAGGUGAAAAGAGAGCUGCUAUUUGUAUCAGUAAUAGUACAAUUGGAGUUGAAAUUGAUUUAAAUGCUUAUGACAUGAAAAAUUCACCUGAAAUUAAAAAACCUAAACUCAAUAAUACACAAUAUGAUUCAAGUGUUAUUGAAAAAUUAUCAACCACUGCAAAAAAUGAAGGAGGAUUUAAUAACGGAAAAGAAUUUGCAACAAGAAUUGCAGCAGCAGUUUUAAAUAUUGAUGGAAAUUUAGUUCACUUGGUCAAAUUAUAUGCUCCUAAUACGUUUGAUGAUCGUGCUCAAGAAGAAUUUUACAAGGAUUUAUUAAUUUAUUUAUAUAAUUUGAAGAUUUCAGAGCUAUGGAUAAUGGGCGACUUUAAUGUUGUCCAGUUUCAAGCAUAUACAAUGAUUAUCCCUCGUCAGAUCAAUGGAAUAGAAAAACGAUCAAUUGACAUUUUAGAUAAAGUUAAAAAUAAAUAUAAUUUAGUUGAUUUGGUAAAUUUCCUUGCUCCUCAAGGAACAGUCAUUACCAAUCAUGCUGGUCUGAAUUGUCGAAGAAUAGAUGGAAUUUUAAUGCCUCGUACUAGAGUUGGUGGAGUUUCGAAAUUGGCUGUUGUUAGAACUCCUAGGUUUGGUACACAUUCAUCAAUGAUUUUAAGUUUAAAUACGUUAAAUAAAGAAAUUAAAGAAAGUGAACUCAGAGCUUUGCAGAAAAAGAAUAAAACUAUUGUUGAUGGUACAAUGAUUAAAGAUUUCACUUGUGCAUGCCGUAAAUUUUUUAAUACUUUAUUUGGUGAUAUACCACAGGUUAUUAUUAAGACUAACAAUAUAAUUGAUUAUAAUAUUCCACUGAAUGUUCUUGAUGCAAAAGUGACUGCUGACGGCUUUGGUUUUUCGUUUAGACUUAAAUGCCACUAUGCAUAUUAUGACUUGGUUAAAGUAAAAGAAAAUGAUGAUGAUGAAGAAGUCAAAUACAGAGUAUGCAAAUUGUUGGAGUUGGAUUUGGUGAAUGUUAGACAAUUGCUUAAGAUAAAGUUCAAAGAUGAAAACGAUCUUGAAAAUGCAGUUAGAAGAGUUAAUGAAAGACAAAGAUUCACGAAUGCUGAGCAUGUUAUUAGGGGUGCAUAUGUUCCUUCAAAAAUUGCUUAUAGUUCAUUACUUCAAAAUGGCAUUGAUAAUUUAGUUGAAGAUGGAUUAAGAAUAUUUGGCCACGUUGAAUAUGAAUUAUUUGAUGACGGUAACAUUAAAAUGAAUGAUCCAAAACUAGAAAUUAUUGGGAAUGAAUUAAGAUUACAUUACUCCAAUGAAGAAUAUGUUGUUGUGCUUUUAGAUAAAAUGUUAGUUGGAGUCAGAAAAAUUUUAAAAGCUGUUGGAGUAGCAGAAGGAAGAGCAAGAAGCAUUAUUGAUGACGCAGAUUCUUAUGAUAUUGUUCAAGUCAAGCAAACAACGAUGACUGCUUUUAUUCCUUUAGAAAACUUAGUUCAUUUAUUAAACAUCCCAUUAGGUAGAACCCGAGAUCAAAUUACUCAAGGGAUUAGAUCAAUGUUCCCACUAUGCAAAAAUGAUUUUGCGGGAGAUUACAAAUCUGCAUUUCGAGAAUUUUGUGAAUCUUUAAUUAAAAAUUAUGGGGAUGAACCAAUUUCAAUCGAAGAUCAAACCAAAUUUAAAUAUGGCCAGGAAACAAUUGUAUAUGAAGGGGUCGCUAGAAAGUUAGAUAAUCGUGUUUCUUUAAGAGAUCUAUUUCAAAUUAUUAGUGAAAAUAGCAUCCCAAUCGAUGCACCAAACAGGAAGCAAAAGCUAUAUGAUGAAGUUAAUAGUUCAAUAGGGCAUUAUGUUCUGAAGUUUAAAAUACCUGUUGGUAGUCAAUUACCAAAGAUACAUCCAUUUGACGGUUACAUUUCACUCGCAUCAUACUACAUACCAUUGUUUCAGGCUAAACAACUUGUCAAAAUGCAUGAUGUUUUGAAUCAAAUCAGCCCCAUUUUGAAUUCAAAUUUAUUAUCAUUUCAUUUCAUACAAGACUUAACUAGAAAUUAUGAUUAUAAUGAAGACAUAUCGGAUGUUGAAAUCUCAAUCGGCGAACGUCCCAAUAAAAAUGGGUUUUUUAAUGUCAAUGGAAUUCUAAGAAAUCCUGCCACAGGUUUGAUAGUAUUACUGGAUGUGUUAAAGAAAAUCAGUGUUUUUCUGAAUACUCGUGUUAAAGAAUACGUUCAGAAAUUUCCUUCUGAAAGAGUGGCUAGUAUCAUUAAAACGAGAAAAAUGGUUACUCUUGAAGUUGCCAGAGAACAAGCGGAAUUUUUCAGGAUUCCACCAGAUGUUGUAUACCCUGCUUUGGUUGACGAAGAAAAAUUCAAAAAUUAUUUUCAAAAUUAA